This is a messenger RNA of Scylla paramamosain (green mud crab), 1004 nucleotides long. Its product is annotated as zwei Ig domain protein zig-8-like. The transcript has 5 exons. NCBI's taxonomy places the organism in Eukaryota, Metazoa, Arthropoda, Malacostraca, Decapoda, Portunidae. The coding region runs from base 1 to 975 and encodes 324 amino acids. Gene Ontology annotation, biological process: synapse organization. Gene Ontology annotation, cellular component: neuron projection membrane. The record is from RefSeq and is a predicted model, not a curated record.
AUGGACACAGCCCCGGACGUGGUUAUGAGUCUUUCCCGCCCCGCCCCACUGCUUCUUUCCGCCCUGGCCGCCCUCACGGCUCUCACUUCCAGCAUUGCGCGGGCUGACGAAAGUACCACUUGGGAAGACAUCCUCCGCGGGGCGCCGCCCAUCCAAUACUCUACUCUAAGCGGGCCGUCAUUCCUCAACGCAUCUGCACGCACUUACGAGGUAGUGUCCGGGGGUACGGCCAAGAUGCACUGCGGUGUGAGGAAUCUUCACAACUACACGGUGUCGUGGGUGCGUGGGUCAGACAUCCGACUGCUCACUACGGGCUCCAUCACCUACACUUCUGACUCGCGCUUCGUGGCAGUCAACCCUUCAAAGGGCGAACAGUGGAUCCUGAAGAUACAUUAUGUGCGGAAGAGUGAUGCGGGUUCCUAUCUAUGUCAGGUGUCCACAACCCCUCCCAUCACUCUCACCGUCAAUCUCACCGUCCAAGAGGCCGUGGCGACCGUGUUGCCUGGACGGGAGGUGUUCGUGAAGAGCGGCAGCCGCCUGGAAAUAGUGUGCCAAGUAGAGGGAUGCCCGCCGCCUGCCCUCCUCGCCUGGACCAGAGGCAGGCAGACAGUGAACUCUCCCGAGUCCAACAAUUACGACCUCGUGAAGAGCAACAGCACCAUCCCGAUGUCCCGCCUCAUUCUGGCACGUCCGCAUGCCACGUCAUCUGACUCUGGGAACUACAGCUGCACCUCCACCUGCACCAGACCCAUCAACGUGACGGUGCACGUGCUUAGAGGGGAGGAGCUGGCAGCCAUGCAGCACCACAACACUUCCCGCAGCCUCCACCCCUCAAGCCUCCUCGUCCUGUUGAUACAGGCGGUGCUGCUCCUGGACGCUCACUACAAUCUCGGCCGUCGACAUCGCGAGCAGCCAAGACUCCUUCCGAGGGCUAUGGUCACAACGCCUUCCCCUCACAGGCCCACCUUUACAUGAAACUGAGGAGGAGGAGGAGGAGGAGGAGG